Carcharodon carcharias (great white shark) is the source of this 1182-nucleotide messenger RNA. Its product is annotated as P2Y purinoceptor 3-like. The transcript has a single exon. Gene Ontology annotation, cellular component: plasma membrane. The coding region runs from base 1 to 1182 and encodes 393 amino acids. Gene Ontology annotation, biological process: G protein-coupled receptor signaling pathway. The record is from RefSeq and is a predicted model, not a curated record. Lineage: Eukaryota; Metazoa; Chordata; Chondrichthyes; Lamniformes; Lamnidae. Gene Ontology annotation, molecular function: G protein-coupled receptor activity.
AUGGGGAUGGAAACCUCCUGCUGGUUACCACCAGGUCAGUGUUUUAAAUCCACAACACAGAAGACCCACCUUCUGAAGACAACCUUAAAAAACCAAUGGACACAAGAGACAAGCAACAGGGUGACUUUGCGUGCCAUGGAUGGAGGCAGAAUUCUUGAUCCUGACAACUCAUCCCAAUUGAUUGCCCCAGUGGAGUCUCUGUGUCCUUUGCAUGAAAACUACAAACACAUCUUGUUACCCAUGAUUUACAGCGUAGUAGUCAUUCUGGGCUUGCUAUCCAAUGGGACAGUGCUGUGGUUAUCUUGCUGUCAGACUAAGACAUGGAGCUGCACCAUCAUUUAUUUGACUAACCUGGCAGUCGCAGACCUGCUGCAUGUCCUUUCUCUCCCCUUGUUGAUCGUGAACUACACCUGGAAGGACAAGUGGCCCUUCGGAGACUUCCUCUGCAAACAAGUCCGCUUCUGUUUCUAUGCCAAUAUGUAUGGGAGCAUUAUGUUCCUGACUUGUACCAGCGUCCACUGCUACUUGGGCCUUUGUUUCCCUAUGAAAUCUCUGAGGUGGAGGACUUGGAAACUAGCUAUCGUGGGCAGCAUUGCUGCUUGGUUUAUAGUCAUAAUGGAAGCGUUACCCACCUCUAUCAAUGCACAGGCAGGGGGAAUGCGCAACCGGGCCAUCUGUUUUGACCUGACAGGUCCUGAGAAUUUCUUCAGCUAUUUCCCCUAUGGGGUAACAUUAACUGUGACGGGCUUUGUUAUGCCUUUUACAAUAAUAACCUUGUGCUACUGCUCCAUUCUGAAGACACUCAUUACAUGUGGAGACAACCCUCUAGUGGGGAAACCAGCAAGGACCAAGUUGAUCUGCACCAUUCUGGCCGUCUGUGCUCUGCUGGUGGUUUGUUUGGUGCCAUUUCACAUCACACACAUAAUUUACCUCUUCAUUCAGGCCUAUAUGGUCCGAAACUGCACCACGCUGCAGUCUGUCAGUGUUCUUUACCAAGUCUGCAGAUGCCUCAUCAGCUUCGACAGCUGCAUCAACCCUAUUCUGUACUUACUCUGCGGGAGGAAAUCUUGCAGCUGGCUGCUCAGGAAAAAAAAAGUUGCUCCAGCCUUUAGAAGUCAAUGUCCAGCUGGAGGACAUGCAGCUCCGCCCCGCCCCUUGGCAUUGACCUGGAUCCCUGGUUAA